AUGGAUAUCUAUAUUCCUCGCCUCAUUCUCUACUUGCUGCUUCAGGUGUUUUUGGCGUCUUUAUGCCUAAACACUAGCAGUAUUGUGAAAUCAUGCAUGGAGGAAGAGAGACAAGCUCUUCUCAACUUUAAACAAGAUCUCAUUGAUCCAUCUGGUAGGAUUUCUUCUUGGGUGGGUCAUCAAUGUUGUGGAUGGAGAGGUAUUUCAUGCAACAACCACACAGGUCAUGUUGUAAUCAUUGACCUCCGUAAUCCAUAUCCACGUCCAUACCGAAACUUCACUGAGUAUGAAGAAUCUUGUUUGGGAGGUAAGUUAAAUCCUUAUUUGCUUGGCUUGAAACAUUUGAGUUACUUAGACCUGAGCUUGAAUGAUUUUCAAGGGCUUCCGAUUCCUAACUUUAUUGGCCAGCUUACAAGUUUGAGCUAUCUCAAUCUUUCAAGUCUCAGUAGAUCUGCUACAUUUGUAGCCGAGAUUCCCCCAUCACUUGGUAACCUCUCGAACUUGAACUCUCUUGACCUCCAGCAUAAUCUACUUUCUUCCAAAAACUUGGAUUGGCUUUCUCAUCUCUCUUCCCUAAAAUACCUCAAUCUUGGAGGUGUGAACCUUAGUAGCACAAGAGUAAGUUGGCUACAUGCUGCUAAUAUGCUUCCUUCACUCUCAGAGUUGCAUUUGUCUGGUUGCCAAAUUGGUGGAAACCAGCUUCCACUGUCCAUGCCUACAAUUAACUUCACAUCACUUUUGGUCCUUGAUAUGUCAUGGAAUAAUCUUAUCAAUUCUUCAUUUCCUAAAUGGAUUUUCAAUCUUUCUAGCCUUACAAAACUUGAUCUAACAGGGAAUCCUUUGCUCCGAUCCACUCUUAAUGAACUUCCAAGCCUCAAAUCUCUAGAAUACCUUCAUUUAUCUAGUGCAGGACUUAAUGGUCAAGUUCCCAAAUUCAUUGGAAAUUUGUGCAAGCUCAAGUCAUUAGGUCUUGCGAGCAACAAAUUUGAUGGGGGGAUUCAAGAGUUUCUGAGUGGGUUUUCAAAUUGUUCAUUUAAUAGAAUGGAGUCUCUAGAUUUGUCUUACUGUGGGCUGGUAGGCAAAUUGCCUACUUCAUUGGGAAUGCUGAAACGCCUACAGCAUUUGAAUCUUGGCUCCAACUCCUUUUGGGGCUCCCUUCCCGCAACUAUUAUCAGCAAUUUAUCAUCAUCCCUGAAGGCACUUGAUCUCAGUUCUAAUCUUUUCAACGGUUCCAUUCCUCAAAAUUUAGGACAACUCUGUCAGCUAGUUACCCUUGAUCUCAGUUCUAAUCUUUUCAAAAGUUACAAUAUUCCUCAAAGUUUGGGACAACUCUCUCAACUAGUUCAUCUAGAUUUAUCUGAAAACUCAUGGGGAGGCACUAUAACGGAAGCACAUUUCAUAAAUCUCACCAGAUUAGAGUUGUUUUCAAUAAGCACAGACCGACGUGUGCCCAUCAUUUUCAAUUUGACUGAUUAUGAUUGGAUUCCUCCUUUCAAGCUCCGUGCAGUUUACAUGGACAAUUGUCGAGUAGGCCCUGGCUUUCCCAUUUGGCUUCAAUCUCAAACUGAACUGUUAGAUGUCAAACUUAGUAAUGCUGGAAUCUCGGGUGCAAUACCAGAGGAAUGGGUCUUUAAGAUAUCUUCCCAAAUCAAAACUUUGAAUUUAUCUUACAAUCAAAUAAGCGGAAGGCUUCCGUUCCGAUUUAACUUUUCAUAUCUAUAUAUUAUAGAUUUAAGCCAUAAUCAAUUUGAUGGCCCACUCCAACUUUCGUCCACUAAUACUCCAAUUUUAACAUUUUUAUCUCUUUCUUAUAAUUACUUGAAUGGUACAAUUCCAUCAUCUAUUUGCAACAUUCAAUCGUUGUGUACUCUAUGUCUGAGAAACAAUCAGCUAUCCGGAAAGUUCCCUCAAGAAUGGAGUUUGUGGAGAGACAUAGGAAGUCUAGAUGUCUCAAACAACAAUCUAUCUGGUAAUAUUCCAACCUCAAUGGGUAUUCCAAGAAGUAUUGAAAUAUUAAAGAUGGGCAACAACUACUUUACUGGAGAAAUUCCUUCUUCCUUGCAAAAUUGCUCUGAUUUAGACAGACUUUAUCUUGGAGGCAACAAGUUUACUGGAAGCCUACCUUUCUGGCUAGGAUCAAAAGUAUUGAAAUUGAAAGUGCUACAACUGCGAUCCAACUUUCUAAGUGGAAAUGUACCUGAACAAUUGUGCAAUCUUUCAUACCUUACGAUCCUAGACCUGAGUAACAACAACCUAUCAGGGGCUAUACCAAAGUGUUUGAUUAAUUUGACUUCUCUAGUUCAUGAUUUAAAGAAAGGUUGGCAUAGCCCUGAGCCAAAUGGUGACCCAACAACUUUGACUAUGAAAGCAAGACAAAGCGAAUACAGCAUCUCAAAUGCAGUUUUUGUAACCAUCAUUGAUCUUUCGUCAAAUGAUUUAGAAGGUGAAAUUCCUGAAGAACUCUGUAGCCUUGUUCAAUUGGGUACCUUGAACUUGUCCAUGAAUCAAUUAAGUGGAAAUAUCCCCUCGAAGAUUGGAAACUUGCUCUUACUUGAAACUCUCGAUCUCUCCCAGAACCAGCUUUCAGGACACAUUCCACAAAGUCUCUCUUCCCUGACCUUCUUGUCUCACCUGAACUUAUCUUUUAACAACUUGACAGGAAGAAUUCCUUCAGGCAACCAACUUCAGACGCUAGAUGAUUCAUCUAUUUAUGAGGGCAAUCCUUCACUAUGUGGAUUUCCUCUUUCAAAAUGCCCAGAAGAUAGAGACAACGUGCCAGAGUCUCUUGCAGAAGAAAAUAAAGAUCAUGGAGAUGAUGACGAAAACCUUGGUUUCUAUACCAGCACAGUGCUUGGCUUUAUCAUAGGCUUUUGGAGUAUCUGCGGUACAUUGAUAUUGAAGAAGUCAUGGAGUAUUUUCAGAGGGGGUGGGGGUGUGGGAUUCCAAUGGCUUGUUACAUGUAAAGUUGUAAACUUCAAGAGUGGGAAUGCGUAUGGGCUAAUUGGUACAAUGGACUUCAUUUUCAACUGUGGGGGUUCAUCAGUGGCCUUCAUCUUUGUCACAAGCUUGGAUUCAACUAAUGUCUCCCAAAUCUUCGGCAGAACUCAAAUACUGAAGCAGCAAUUUGCACAUCUUUAUGUUAUCUGUACCCUCCCAACCAAAGAGCAAAAUGACUUGUUUGUUCGUUCUUACUUCAAUUUCGGAUUGGAGCUUGGUAAGCCGGCAUUUGUUCUGGUUAAAGACUUGGAGAUGGGUUUUGAAAAGAUGCUAAGGAUAGUUUAUGCACGCGGAGUAUGCAAGCGAGAGGAUGUCACCACAAAAUUGAAGGCUCAGAGAGAGCAAUAUGUGCAAACCGUGGGCGUGUUUCAAAGAGUGGUCACAUCCAUACCAGGACUUGACAAUCAUGAUGCAAAUGUUGGUGAACUGCUGGAUUGAAGACUGGAAGAAUGGCUACUAAGUUGCUGUAUUUGAAUUAGGACUUUCUAAUUUCUAUUUCAUUGCAUAUUUGUACUUGAAUUUGGACUUCAUAUUUAAAUUUGGACACUUUGUAUUUCAAUUGUAGCUUUAAUUGUUCUUGAAGAGUACUUGAAUUUGGAUAUUAUGUAUUCUGGAUAUUCGAAUUUGCAGCUUGAACUUUGGAUUUUGAUAGUGUUUUAAUUCAAAUUUUCACCAGGUUGAUCUGAAUGAUA
Rosa chinensis is the source of this 3689-nucleotide messenger RNA. RefSeq names its product receptor-like protein EIX2. Lineage: Eukaryota; Viridiplantae; Streptophyta; Magnoliopsida; Rosales; Rosaceae. The coding region runs from base 1 to 3435 and encodes 1144 amino acids. Gene Ontology annotation, molecular function: protein binding. The transcript is spliced from 7 exons. The record is from RefSeq and is a predicted model, not a curated record.